This is a messenger RNA of Leptomonas pyrrhocoris, 799 nucleotides long. RefSeq lists its product as hypothetical. The record is from RefSeq and is a predicted model, not a curated record. The transcript has a single exon. Lineage: Eukaryota; Euglenozoa; Kinetoplastea; Trypanosomatida; Trypanosomatidae. The coding region runs from base 299 to 799 and encodes 166 amino acids.
GCCUAGCGCUUUCGUUUUGGUCACUUGACAAAGUUUUUUCUUGUUCAUACUCCGUCUCACAUUCUCCAUGUCGGUUUCCAACCUCCCAACGCCGCCGAUUUCGACGUCAACUUCCUCGGCCACGUCUGUUGGCGCGACGGCAACGCCAGGGAGUGCAACUCCCGCGGCGACGUCUCCUGCUGCACCUCCAUUGGCGGGAGCUCCAGUCACUCGCCCCCCUCCUGCAGCCCCUCUUAGCGAGAGGGCUGCAUCCUUUCGUGAAGCGGUGACGCAACUGGAGGAGUUGCGCAACUCGGGUAUGCUGGGUGGUGAACAGUACGUCACUUUGGUGGACUCCCUUACCCGCCAGUACCUAAACCCCACCACCCCCACAACUGCUGCUGCAACGACAUUUUCCGGUGGCAUGGACUCCACACUCUCUUGGGACGUCAGUGUGAUGUCGCGGGAGAACUACGUCCGCAUGUACCCCUGGGCUCCGGAGUACGUGAAGGCCAAGUUGGGCCUUACUCGUAUUGAACAAGAGUACGCAGAGAAAGGGUGCUGGGACCACCUGCGGAACUUGGCGUUGGAGCGCGCGCGACAGAACAGCCUUUGCUCCAUCGAGCGCAUGCUUUUGUCCAUGUUUCUUUGGGACGAGGACGCUAAAAAGUCGGCGUUCUUCCUCGCGCAUUAUAUCCUCACUGUGCCGGAGGGUCUGGCGACCCUGUACCACAACGUACGUGCCCUGGAACUGGUGGAACCCGUGGCGCGGCGGCAUCAGGCGGCGACUGUGUGCGACUUCCCGGAAGCCAUAUGGUAA